UGCCGUGUGGGGGGUCUUCACGUUCUCGUGGCGCGGCGCAGGCGCACUGGGUCCUCGGCGCGGACCGCGCAGACUGAAUAAUAAAAGGGGAGCGGCGAAGAGGCAGGAAGACAGGACCAUGUCGAAGGGCCCCGGGCCCGGCGGCUCCGCAGCUUCCUCGGCGCCCCCGGCCGCUACCGCUCAGGUGCUGCAGGCACAGCCCGAGAAACCGCAGCACUACACGUACCUGAAGGAAUUCCGCACGGAGCAGUGCCCACUCUUUGUGCAACACAAAUGCACGCAGCAUCGGCCCUACACCUGCUUCCACUGGCACUUCGUGAACCAGCGGCGCCGCCGGUCCAUCCGCCGUCGGGACGGCACCUUCAAUUACAGCCCUGACGUCUACUGCACCAAGUACGACGAGGCUACAGGCCUCUGCCCGGAGGGCGACGAGUGCCCAUUCCUGCACAGAACCACAGGGGACACUGAGCGCAGAUACCACCUUCGUUACUACAAAACUGGAAUCUGCAUCCACGAGACAGACUCGAAAGGCAACUGCACCAAAAACGGCCUGCACUGCGCUUUCGCCCAUGGGCCCCAUGACCUCCGCUCCCCUGUCUACGACAUCAGGGAGCUUCAGGCCAUGGAGGCCUUGCAGAACGGUCAGACCACGGUAGAGGGGAGCAUAGAGGGCCAGUCGGCCGGGGCAGCGAGCCACGCCAUGAUAGAAAAGAUCCUCAGCGAGGAGCCUCGGUGGCAAGAGACUGCUUAUGUGCUGGGGAACUAUAAGACGGAGCCUUGCAAGAAGCCCCCGCGGCUGUGCCGCCAAGGCUAUGCCUGUCCCUACCACCACAACAGCAAGGACCGGCGGCGGAGCCCCCGGAAGCACAAAUACAGGUCGUCUCCAUGUCCAAACGUCAAGCACGGGGAUGAGUGGGGAGACCCCGGCAAAUGUGAGAAUGGAGAUGCCUGCCAGUACUGCCACACCCGCACCGAGCAACAGUUCCACCCCGAGAUCUACAAGUCCACCAAGUGCAACGACAUGCAGCAGUCGGGCAGCUGUCCCCGAGGACCCUUCUGCGCCUUUGCCCACGUAGAACAGCCACCCCUAAGUGACGACCUGCAGCCUUCCUCAGCUGUGUCCAGCCCCACCCAGCCGGGUCCUGUCCUGUACAUGCCGUCUGCCGCUGGAGACUCGGUGCCUGUGAGCCCCUCCAGCCCGCAUGCCCCUGACCUCAGUGCCCUCCUCUGUAGAAACAGCAGCCUAGGCAGCCCAUCUAACCUCUGCGGCUCCCCGCCUAGCUCCAUCAGGAAGCCCCCAAACCUGGAGGGCAUUGUCUUCCCUGGGGAGUCUGGCCUGGCCCCUGGCAGCUAUAAGAAAGCUCCUGGCUUCGAGAGGGAAGACCAGGUGGGAGCCGAGUACCUGAAAAAUUUCAAAUGCCAGGCCAAAUUAAAACCUCACUCACUAGAGCCCAGGAGUCAAGAGCAGCCUCUGCUUCAGCCCAAACAGGACAUGCUGGGCAUUCUCCCCGCAGGCAGCCCCCUGACCUCAAGCAUCUCUUCUAGCAUCACCUCCAGCCUGGCAGCUACCCCCCCUAGCCCAGUGGGCACCAGCAGCAUCCCUGGCAUGAAUGCAAAUGCUCUCCCCUUCUACCCCACCAGCGACACGGUAGAGUCCGUCAUAGAGUCUGCUUUGGAUGACCUGGACCUGAAUGAGUUUGGUGUGGCUGCCCUGGAGAAGACUUUCGAUAACAGCACGGUGCCCCACCCAGGAAGCAUCACCAUUGGCGGCAGCUUGCUACAGAGCUCUGCGCCCGUGAACAUCCCCGGCUCCCUGGGCAGCUCUGCCUCCUUCCACUCAGCGUCCCCAUCCCCUCCCGUCAGCCUUUCCUCGCAUUUCCUGCAGCAGCCCCAGGGCCACCUGAGCCAGUCGGAAAAUACAUUUUUGGGGACCUCAGCAUCACAUGGAUCUUUGGGUCUGAAUGGGAUGAACAGCAGCAUCUGGGAACAUUUUGCCUCUGGAAGCUUCUCCCCGGGCACUUCCCCCGCCUUCCUGUCAGGGCCAGGGGCUGCUGAGCUGGCCCGGCUUCGGCAAGAGCUGGAUGAAGCUAACAGCACCAUCAAGCAGUGGGAGGAGUCCUGGAAGCAGGCCAAACAGGCUUGUGACGCCUGGAAGAAGGAGGCAGAGGAGGCUGGUGAGCGGGCCAGCGCGGCGGGUGCUGAGUGUGAGCUCGCCCGGGAACAGAGGGACGCCCUGGAGGUGCAGGUGAAGAAGCUCCAGGAGGAGCUGGAGCGGCUACACACAGGGCCUGAGCCCCAGGCCCUGCCCGCCUUCUCCGACCUGGAGGCACUGUCUCUCUCCACCCUCUACUCCCUCCAGAAGCAGCUGCGGGCCCACCUGGAGCAAGUGGACAAGGCCGUAUUCCAUAUGCAGUCAGUGAAAUGCCUUAAGUGUCAGGAACAGAAGCGGGCGGUGCUGCCAUGCCAACAUGCUGCGCUAUGUGAGCUCUGCGCCGAGGGCAGCGAGUGCCCCAUCUGCCAGCCCGGCCGGGCCCACGCCCUCCAGUCGUGACCCUGCAGGCCUGGCCCAGCCUGGCUCAGAUCUUCUCAUCUAGGACUUUUUAAAGUAUAUAUAUAUACGAGUAUAUAUAUCUAUAUAUAGAUAUGUAUAUAUAUAUAUAUAUAUAUAUAUAUAAUGUGUGUGUGUAUGUAUGUAUAUGUAUAUGAUUAUGUAUAUGUAUACAUUUCCGUAUGUGUGCAGGUAUGCGUGGUGGCGUGGACAGUGUCUGUGUGUAUAUCUGUACAUAGAUAUAGACACACACUUUAAAAGACUUACCAAGCACUUUUUAAAAGAAGAAACUAUUUUGCAGUCCUCCCCUACCCACUCCCUGCCCUUCCCACCGCACAGACAACAUCCCUUCUCCCACUGGCCUUUUGGCAGAGAAUCUGUCUCUUUUUUAAUGUAGGAACUAACCAUUUUUAACUUCUUCCUGAGGCCUGAGCAGGCAAGGGUGGGACUGGAAGGCACUCAGGGGAGGGAGAAGCCCUCAGGGCAGACCCUGCUCCCCCUCCCUCCUUGCCAGGGCAAGGGUGGAGUGUGGAAGAUGUGGGUCCCCCAGGGCGGGCCUAGUCCCCAGCUGUGAGGGCCUCAGGGAGGCCCGAGGGGGUAUGCUGGGGGGGGGGCCUCAGCUGGUGUAGCUCCUAGGUUUACCAAAUGUUUGUUGAGUCCUAGGGAGAACAAGAAGGGCUGGAGGCCAGUGCUUCGGGGCCAGCCCCACUCCUGACACCUGGGCCCUUGAAGCCCCUCGAGGGGCAAGGCCCAGGAGUUCUAGCCCUCAGGUUCCUGAGGCCUGGGGUCUACCCUCAGUCCUCUCCCCCUGGACUCCCCACAAGAGCCUCCCUGGCCCCAGGGUCACCUACCAGGCUGGCACUCAUUCUAUGACCCCCCCCCCAGCAGCCCCCAGCUAUCCCUGUCCCCUCCCCCCUCUGGCAGCUAGCAGGGCAAUUGGCCGGGAGGAGUGUGGACUGAGGACCAAGGGGGCUUAGGCCCUGCCCUCCUCCCCGGAGGAGCUCCGUAUGCAUUCCUUGGUGCUCUCUGAGUGCAGCUGGUGUCCUGCCCUGUUCUGGGCGGACGCCUGUGUGCGUGCGUGUGUGUGUGUGCGCCUGUCCAGUGUAUAUUGUGUCUUAGCUUCCAUUUUAAAAAUUGUUCUGUACAGAAAGAGAUGCAGCAGGGGCGGGAGGGCAGAGCGGGCGGAGGGUAGCAGCCACGCCCCCAGCACCGGGUGUCUGGGAUAGGAGCAAGAGGGCUGAGAGGAUCUGGUCCUGGCCCAGGCUCCCCCUUGGGCUCAGCACGAAAGGGCUUUCAAUGAAUUAAGUGAAAACUUUUUCCUUUUUUACAAAAAUGCAAAAAUCAACAAAGCUCCAAACCUAUUGGAAAUAAAAUAUGAACUUACA
This is a messenger RNA of Sapajus apella (tufted capuchin), 3933 nucleotides long. RefSeq names its product unk zinc finger (gene UNK). NCBI's taxonomy places the organism in Eukaryota, Metazoa, Chordata, Mammalia, Primates, Cebidae. The coding region runs from base 119 to 2551 and encodes 810 amino acids. Gene Ontology annotation, molecular function: mRNA CDS binding; metal ion binding. The transcript is spliced from 16 exons. The record is from RefSeq and is a predicted model, not a curated record. Gene Ontology annotation, biological process: cell morphogenesis involved in neuron differentiation.